AUGGACACUGAUUUUGUUGAGCUAUAUGUCGACAUCAUUUAGGACGUUUUCUUCUCCUGUUUUGUCAGAAUGUUUAGAAGCAGGGCUAUUGCUUUGCUUCUCUUUAGUUGACAUAGUACAAGUUCAAGUCGGUCGGAUUUGUAGUGCACUUAACGUCACGUGAAUUUGGGUAAACUUCUGUCCCGUUUGGCAAUCGGCAUUCCUCCUCCUCACUGUUAGUCUCCUGCUGAACACUCACCUCGGGUCACUCUCGGAGAGAACACACUGACAUGUAGGAGACAGCCGACGGUCACCGGACUACUGAUGGGACAACGAUUUCUGCACAAAAUGAACCGUUUACCUCAAGCAUAAACUUUCCAUGUUAUAUUGACAACUCCAGGACACAGGCACCAUGGCGAGGUUUUACAGGGAAACGACGAAUCAAUAGAAAGGGUUAUUGCAGUUCUCUUCGGGGUUGGACCAGUUGGGUCAGACGAGAGACUCCGCAGUGACAAAGAAAAGAAGAGUGAUUGACGCACCAUGGAGGGCGGGAACGAUGUGGAUCUGUCCAACAGUAACAUCACCCCGCUGUGGAAGCGGCGCUCAGCCAAUCACACUGGCCCCAGCAAGCUAAAGGCCCGGCCCCUCAGCUACCAGAUAGACGGAGUCCACAUGACUGACUUCCCCGUAGAGGACAGUAAGUGCAGCUUUACCCUGAGCCAGCCUGCAGAGACACUGGUGGCUACGCCGGGAGGAGGGACGGUCAUUCUGAAGCACGUUCUCAACCAACCCACCAGGAAAACACGGGUAGUCAGGAGUAUAAGCAUUGGACAUCUGUCCAAAGGACAUUUCUCUCUGUCCAAGUUCAAAUCGGAGGAUGAUAAGUCGCUGUCAUUGAACAGUAAGCCAUGCCACGGUGGGAGUGUUGACAAUGUGUGGUCGGACAAGCCGCUGCUGGACACCCAGAAUCGACUAUCCAGCCCGUUCACCCUCACCGCUCACAGGGACCAGAUAGUGUUUGGGACGAGCCCUUCACCGCCGGACUCUGCCUCCUCCAAUCACCCCUCUCCCCCUGCCUCCCCCAAUAACAACCACCACCAUAACCAGUCCUCCCCUUCUUCCUACCACCCCUUAACUCCUGUCCCCUCUCCCCCUAACCCCAGCCCCUCUCCCCCUAGUCUCCACACCCCUACCCCAUCCCACAGCUCCACCUCCAGUAUCCACUCCCUCUCUUCCCUCAUCUCCACCCCUUCUGACCCCCCCACACCCCACAGCCCCUCCUCUGCUGACAUGUCUGCCCCCUUUCCUUCCCCCUCUCAUUCCCCCACUCCCACCUUCUCUUCCUCCCCCACUCCCACCCUCUCUCCCUCCAUCUCCCUAUCUCCUCCUCCCUCCAUUGUCCUCAGCACCCACAGUGCAGCUGCCCUGAAGAUGGGCACACAGCAGCUGAUCCCCAAAGGGCUGGCAUCCCUGAGCAAGGCCUCUCCUGCUGGGGUACAGAGCCACGGCAUGGGGGGUCUGCUGGGCCUGGAUCCGACCAAGCGGGCCCUGCGAGCCCUCAGCAUGGUGGAGACUGGAUCCUUCUUCUCCACUGGCAUAGGGUCCGGGGGAGGGGGGACAGACCAGGAUGAGAGCCCUGGGACUCUGAAGAGAGGGUUGAGGUCUACCUCGUACAGGAGAGCAGUGGUGAGUGGAGUGGAAAUGGAAAUACCACCUGUAGACCCGAAGAGCCAUCGUUUGUCCCAACCUGUAGACCCGAAGAGCCAUCGUUUGUCCCAACCUGUAGACCCGAAGAGCCAUCGUUUGUCCCAACCUGUAGACCCGAAGAGCCAUCGUUUGUCCCAACCUGUAGACCCGAAGAGCCAUCGUUUGUCCCAACCUGUAGACCCGAAGAGCCAUCGUUUGUCCCAACCUGUAGACCCGAAGAGCCAUCGUUUGUCCCAACCUGUAGACCCGAAGAGCCAUCGUUUGUCCCAACCUGUAGACCCGAAGAGCCAUCGUUUGUCCCAACCUGUAGACCCGAAGAGCCAUCGUUUGUCCCAACCUGUAGACCCGAAGAGCCAUCGUUUGUCCCAACCUGUAGACCCGAAGAGCCAUCGUUUGUCCCAACCUGUAGACCCGAAGAGCCAUCGUUUGUCCCAACCUGUAGACCCGAAGAGCCAUCGUUUGUCCCAACCUGUAGACCCGAAGAGCCAUCGUUUGUCCCAACCUGUAGACCCGAAGAGCCAUCGUUUGUCCCAACCUGUAGACCCGAAGAGCCAUCGUUUGUCCCAACCUGUAGACCCGAAGAGCCAUCGUUUGUCCCAACCUGUAGACCCGAAGAGCCAUCGUUUGUCCCAACCUGUAGACCCGAAGAGCCAUCGUUUGUCCCAACCUGUAGACCCGAAGAGCCAUCGUUUGUCCCAACCUGUAGACCCGAAGAGCCAUCGUUUGUCUCAACCUGUAGACCCGAAGAGCCAUCGUUUGUCCCAACCUGUACUCAAAGGACUACAGGAGGUCAAGGAGAGACCUACCAGCCCUGGGAAGAAGAACAAGAGUCCUGAUAAGAAGCCAGUACUGAUCACACAGAGGACAUUUGACAGUGAAGAGGAGGAACUGUAUCAGAACUACCAGGAGAAAGCUCUUCACAAUGACUCUGAUGAGGACCAGUCCAGAGAGGCCAAACCUGAUGACCGCAUCGUGAUGCAGUACAGACCCAUACGCACCUCCUGGAGCCAACUCAGUGUGGUAAAGAAGAGUGGAGUUUCUGAUAAGCUCAGCCAGGAGGAGAGGAAAAGACAAGAGGCCAUAUUUGAGUUGAUAUCGUCAGAACACUCCUACCUCCACAGUCUGGAGGUUCUGAUCCGGAUGUUCCAGAACUCAGCGGAGCUCAGUGACACCAUGACCAAGACCGAGCACCACCACCUCUUCUCCAACAUUACAGACGUGUGUGAGGCCAGCAAGAAGUUCUUUAAAGAUUUAGAGGAUAUACACCAGCAGAAUGUUGUUAUAGAUGACAUCAGUGACAUUGUGUUCAGACACGCCCAGUCCAACUUUGACCCCUACAUCACCUACUGCUCCAAUGAGGUUUAUCAGCAGAGGACCCUACAGAGGCUAGUUAGUAGUAAGAGUCCAGUGUUUAAGGAGGUGUUGACUCGUAUUGAGGGCCACCCAGACUGCAGGAACCUCCCAAUGAUCUCCUUCCUGAUCCUGCCGAUGCAGAGAGUCACACGCCUGCCUCUGCUGAUGGACGUCAUUUGUCAGAAGGCUCCUAAGGACUCUGCCCAGUAUGAGACCUGUAAGAAAGCCCUCCAAUCAGUCAGCAAGGUGGUGCGUAAGUGUAACGAAGGGGCCCGUACCAUGGAGAGAACUGAGAUGAUGUACACCAUCAACUCCCAACUGGACUUUAAAAUCAAGCCCUUCCCACUGGUGUCGUCCUCUAGGUGGAUGGUGAAGAGAGGGGAGCUCACAGCCUUCGUGGAGGAGAACGGCAUCUUCUCCAAGAAGACGUCACGGCAGCAGGUCUACUUCUUCCUCUUCAACGACGUCCUCAUCCUCACCAGGAAGAAGAGUGAGGACAGCUACGCAGUGAUAGACUAUGCUCUGAGGGGCCAAAUUUGGGUGGGACCAUGCCAGGCCGAGGAUGUCAACCUAUCACCCGUCAGAAGCACCUCUGGAAUGCUGACAUCACGGCAGCCUGGGGCCAGCCACCUCUUCCGCCUGCGUUUCCGUAGCAACCACUCCGGAGACAAGGUACCCAUGGUCCUGGGGGUGGAGCUAAUGAAUGAGCGUGCUCGCUGGAUCAGUGCUCUGGGCCAGAGCAGCAAUGACGAGAAGAACCAAGACCGAACCAAUGCCAUGCAGGUGGAGGUGACGAGGACGUACACAGCCAAGCAGCCUGAUGAGCUGUCACUGCAGGUGGCUGACGUGGUCCUGGUGUCACAGACUGUUGAGGAUGGCUGGUAUGAGGGCGAGCGACUCCGUGAUGGCGAGAGGGGUUGGUUCCUGUCAGAAUGUGCUGAACCAAUCAUGUGCCAGGCCACUAUUGAGCGCAACAUGCAGAGGAUGGACCGCCUCCAGGGGCUGGAAACCAAUGUGUGAGCUGGAACUGCAGGCUCCACCCACUUAAAUACAGCAGUGACCUGCCUUCAAUCAGACACACCAAUGAGUGAGCUUUAUGCCAGCGAUGGCCCUCCACUGAAUACACCAAUAGAAAGUCUCCUUGCUCAACAGAGCAAUGUGUGAGAUCUUUCUGCCAGCGACUUAAUACACCAAUGAGCCACCUUCAAGCACUAUUAACCAAUGAGAGUGCUGACUACCACUAAAUGCACCAACAGACUGUAUGUGUGCCAGCUGACUGCAUCUAUUAGAAUGGGUUUGGGGUCCAGUGAUUGUUACCCAUGCAGUCUAACAUUCUCCAUCUUCUACCAAUCUCUAUGGUAAGGAAGUUUGACCCUAUGACCUGUCAACAACACUUUGACUCCUCCCACUGAUGGAAGACUGUCCAACCACUGCCCGUGUGACUGCUUUUUGGCCCCCGAAGGACAUCCCACUUGGACACACAUGCACACAGAACGUGCUGGGGUCAAAGUUUAAAACGGCCACGUACAGAGUGGAUUGGUCACCUAUAAUAACAGAGGUUGCAUUACAACUAAUAUAACAUGUAUUCAUUUCCUUCUGAAAGACUCCCCAGGAAUGAAGCUUACCUUCUGUCCUACAUAACUAACAUUUUAUAUUAGUAUAUGUUUUGUCAUGCUUUUUAAAGUGCCAGGUUGUCAUGAUGUGACAGUUCAGUUUCACUUCUGCUCUGUGGUCAGGUUAUAGUGUGUGAUGAGACUGAUGGGGAAGAGGCUCAUUGUAGACACACAAAUUACACUGUACGUUAGAUUUAUCUGUGUGUGGCUAGGAGGCCUUUUGUAAUGUAACGACGGUCCAAAAUGGCCGAAUAAACGGAUAUUUUCUAGACUUCCCUGUGUGGCCAGUAGGAGGCUGUGUGACUGCUGAAGAGGCUGAAUGUAAGGAGCCAAAAUGGCAGAAUGACCGGCCCAGUUUCCUGACUUCCCUCUGGUUAGGUUACAUUAUAGUGAGGCUGAAUGUUAUGAUGGCCUACAAAGUAAAAAAUAAACUCCCACAUUCAUGCGCUAACCCCGAUUCCCAACACCUAAUCCAGAUUCCCAACACCUAAUCCAGAUUCCCUAGCCAUUUUAGAUACCUUAAACUAUUGAACAGGUAUUAGCAGUAUGGGCAUAGCUUCACCUUGCACUCUACUGAGGCUUGGGUUACAUAUGCAGUCCUUUCAGCAUUACACACUGCCUAGGGUCUGGAAGUUGAUCUGUAAUUGGGCAAUUUAUCUCCAUCUUAAUGUCACCUUACAUAAACGGAGACAUUUCCGUCCCACAAUCCUCCUGCCUCUGGGUGUGAUGAUGCCCUGGGGUGGCUUUUAGAAGGCCCAGAGCUGGAAGUUAAAACAAAAAAAUACCCUCCUUAUGAUUUCUGUGACGAGCGGCAGGAGAGAAAAGGAAAUGUCGCGACGCUCGGUCCUAAAACUGGAAAAAGCCAGUCAAGGUUUUAACAUGAUUGUCCGGGCGUGAUUCAUCUUCUAAGUGUGUAAUGUUGUCUCAUAUCGCUGAAGGAAACAAAUAAUGGCCUGAUCAGCUUCCUGUUGUAACGCCGUUCAUCAAACCAGACCACUUCUCUCCAUCUGGUCUGACCCAGACAAAAAAACUUUGUUUGCACUCAGGGAUAAACUGUGAUGACACGCCUUUAACCCAUGUAAAUAUGUAACUAAUAACUUCUGUUUAAAUGUAAUCCACAGCUAUAGAUUUAUAUUGCAGAUGAUGUCAUUUAGAUAUUUCAUCUAACUAUUGUUAAUAAAAGUGCUAUGGUGUAUUUGCAA
Salmo salar (Atlantic salmon) is the source of this 5854-nucleotide messenger RNA. RefSeq lists its product as uncharacterized. NCBI's taxonomy places the organism in Eukaryota, Metazoa, Chordata, Actinopteri, Salmoniformes, Salmonidae. Gene Ontology annotation, biological process: activation of GTPase activity. Gene Ontology annotation, molecular function: guanyl-nucleotide exchange factor activity; protein binding. The record is from RefSeq and is a predicted model, not a curated record.